This is a messenger RNA of Coccinella septempunctata (seven-spotted ladybird), 4745 nucleotides long. RefSeq names its product mitogen-activated protein kinase kinase kinase kinase 5 (gene hppy). The transcript is spliced from 21 exons. Gene Ontology annotation, molecular function: ATP binding; MAP kinase kinase kinase kinase activity. The coding region runs from base 157 to 2934 and encodes 925 amino acids. The record is from RefSeq and is a predicted model, not a curated record. Gene Ontology annotation, biological process: protein phosphorylation. Lineage: Eukaryota; Metazoa; Arthropoda; Insecta; Coleoptera; Coccinellidae.
GUUUGCGUAAACGACAACACCGCCCGCACAAUAAAGGAAGGUUGUCUUAUGAGAAAUGUCGGAGUGAAGCUGUCAAAAAAUUCAAAUAAACAUUCGUAUUUCCUUUAUUUUGGGUUUCUAGACUUUUAAAAUGUGAUAGUUGUGUACAAAUCAACAAUGGCUCAGGGUGUAUUGAGCUCGGAUAUCUCGAGGAGAAAUCCUCAGGACGAAUAUGAGCUGAUCCAACGUAUAGGAAGUGGAACCUAUGGUGAUGUGUAUAAGGCAAAACGUAUCUCUACUAACGAUUUGGCUGCAAUAAAAGUAAUAAAAUUAGAACCUGGAGAUGAUUUUGCUGUAAUUCAACAAGAAAUACUCAUGAUGAGAGACUGUAGACAUCCUAAUAUUAUUGCAUACUAUGGUAGUUAUCUUAGAAGGGACAAACUCUGGAUUUGCAUGGAAUAUUGCGGAGGUGGCUCGUUACAGGAUAUUUAUCACAUUACUGGACCUCUUACCGAAAAUCAGAUUGCAUACAUGUGCAGAGAGACAUUGCUUGGGCUUUCCUACCUCCAUGGUAUGGGAAAGAUGCAUAGAGAUAUAAAAGGGGCUAAUAUUCUGCUCACGGAAUGCGGAGACGUGAAGCUGGCCGAUUUUGGCGUGUCUGCGCAAAUAACUGCGACCAUAAACAAAAGGAAAUCUUUCAUUGGAACUCCAUAUUGGAUGGCACCUGAGGUAGCCGCAGUGGAGAGGAAAGGCGGCUACAAUCAACUGUGUGAUAUUUGGGCGAUUGGUAUCACUGCAAUCGAGUUGGCGGAGCUUCAACCUCCCAUGUUCGACUUGCAUCCAAUGAGGGCCCUAUUCCUCAUGUCGAAGAGCGGAUUCAAGCCUCCCACUCUCAAGGAUAAAGAGAAAUGGAGCCCAACCUUUCAUAAUUUUGUGAAAGUUGCGUUGACAAAGAACCCGAAGAAAAGGCCCACAGCCGAAAAAUUACUACAGCACUCGAUAUUUCAAGGGGAAAUGAGCCGGAGAUUGGCCCUCGAGUUAUUGCAGAAGGUGAACAAUCCAUCGCACAUGUUCACGGAUAUGGAGGCAGACGAAGAUGGGGCCGUACCAAAUGUACCACAACGUAUCGCAUCACGACUCACAUCACGACCAAGAGCACAGAAUCUGGUUCAAACUGUAGACGUGGACAUAGAGAAUAUAGAUGAAGUUAAUAACACUUUGCAGAGGCAAGCCCCUUGCAUUAGUUCAAAUGGAGAUAAGCCAGAAAACUGGGAUGUUAUGGAUAUUAUGAACAAUGUUACGACCGUUCAUAAUUGCAUCGAACACCAGAAUAAAAAGUGUGGUUUAGGUGUGGCUUUCGACUCUUUGAAUCGUGAAAAUUCAGAGAGAAAAGCUAUGACGGGUUCCCAAAUUUUGAACAUGUCCCUGAGGAGUCUAUUGCAGUACAUUGACGAAGAGUUAAUGAUGAGGGGAACCUACAAAUAUCAAGUGGCUGACUCUUACGAUCAACAGGCGACUCUACCAGUGCAAGAUAGCGAUUCCAAAUGCGAUCUUCACAACAAUGUAUCCACCCUCAAUAACGAAGGACUGCUGAAUGGAUCCCCGCGUAGGCACUCUUCGGUGGAUGAGAUAUUUCCCAUGGUUAAUUCCAUGAACAUACAAGGUCAACGCCAAAGAUCCCUUAGUGAUAGUAGUAGGAACGAAAGGAAAGUCAACGGAGCUGACGCAGAAAAUGAUCAUCACAGUAACAAUAGUCCUCCAGAUUUGGUAGCAUAUCCACCGGUACCUCCCCGAAAACAUCGAAGAAGACACACACCACCUAGACCUCCUAGUAAUGGGCUCCCACCAACCCCCAAGGUCCAUAUGGGUGCCUGUUUCUCGAAGAUAUUCAACGGCUGUCCUCUGAGAAUCCACUGCACGGCUUCUUGGAUUCAUCCAGAAACGAGAGAUCAACACAUCUUGAUAGGCGCCGAAGAAGGGAUAUACAACCUGAAUUUGAACGAAUUACACGAGACGUGUAUCGAUCAGUUGUACAACAGAAGGACCAUUUGGAUGUACGUGAUCAAAGAUAUCCUGAUGACGCUCUCAGGCAAGACGCCGCAGCUCUAUCGACACGAUCUGUUGGCGUUGCAGAGCAAGCAGUCGCACAGGUUCAGCCUGCACAUGAACCGCAUACCGGAGAGACUGGUACCUAGAAAGUUCGCCCUGACUACCCGAGUUCCGGACACCAAGGGCACGCAGAAGUGCUGCGUAUCGCGGAACCCGUACAACGGCUACAAAUAUCUCUGCGGUGCUUCAUCCACUGGCAUCUUUCUGAUGCAGUGGUACGACCCCCUGAAUAAAUUCAUGCUGCUGAAGCAUGUUGAUUGUGUUCUUCCUAGUCCUCUGAACGUGUUCGAAAUGAUAAUAACGCCCGAGUUAGAGUAUCCGAUCGUUUGUGUAUCCAUAAAACAAGCCUACCAACCCGGCAGAUACAAACUAGACCUCAUCAACAUGAAUUCAGGAGCAAGUUGGUUUCAUUCAGAUGAGCUUCAGGAUAUGGACGGCAUGGCUACCGUGGUUCCUAAACGCGAAAAUUUAAAUAUCAUCAACGUUACGCAACUCGAUAAGGAUUCCGUACUGUUUAGCUACGACAACGUAGUGAAAGUAGUAACUCCUCAGGGUAAAUUAAAAAUGAACAAGAAGCAGGUGUCUGAAUUGAUAUUCGACUUUGGGAUAGAGAGUAUAAUUGUACUUCCCGAUAGCGUUUUGGCGUUCCAUAAACAUGGAAUGCAGGGAAGAUCCUUGAAGAAUGGGGAAAUCACCCAAGAAAUCGCCGACCCUUCUAGGUCCUAUCGGUUAUUAGGGUCCGACAAGGUUGUAAUGUUGGAAAGUAAUUUAAUUAGGGGUAGCACGCUGACUGUGGACGAAGGUCACGAUUUGUACAUUUUGGCAGGGCACGAGGCCAGUUAUUAGGGAGAAAGGGAUAUGAAGAGAGCCGGUUCUUCAUCAAAAUGCUCGAGAAGUAUUCGAAACUUCUAGUAUGUAGGAUAAAUAAAUAAAAUCAAAAUACAAUACAGAAUUCGUUUAUGAUAAAUAAAUAGAACAAGUGAAGUUUUCUUCCCGUCGAGGAUCACUGAACAUACCUCAUUAGAGAAUUUGAACGUAGCUAAAUUUUCAACUAUUUUUGGUCUUCAAUUUCGAAUUACGAAAAGAUUCACUAGAAUGAGAUUAAUCAAAUUUAUAAUGGAUCAUACUGAAGAUACAGAUCAAAACCUGAAUUUGAAAGUUUGAUUGUACAGUUCUAUAUUUUUCAAAUUAAUUCCAUAGGUGUAAAACAUUAUUUUUCAAUAUAUAUAGUAAAGAUAUAUCAAAUUAUUAUUCAAUCAUAAGUUGAAAAUAUACAUUAUUUCACCUUUUGUUCAGAAUCAUGAAGCAAGUUUAAAUUUUUUUGAUCUUCACAUAAUGGUGGUUAAUUACUAUAAUCACUAGUUUUUGAUAGUAAUAGGAUUUAAUAAUUUGCUCACAUUGAUCAACACCAAAAACACUUUUUGAAAUAGAUUUAUCAUUUAACAAAAUUUCAAAAAAAAAAGUGCAACGUAAGAUGAAAUUCGCUUAAAAUAUUAAUAUAAUUUGUGUUGAGAGAAUUUCUGGAACUUGCUUCUACUUUAAAGCAUUCCACUGUUGUCAACUAUUCUCACUUCUAUUUAAUAUUUAAUUUUGUUCAUCUAACGAUCGAAUUAAAUAAUUUUUGCUGAUUAAUUUUACAUCUUGAGAUUAAAGACCGAACUUCUGUUAUUUAUACUCUUCUUCAUAGUUAAGAGCUUCCACUGAAACUAUCAAAUUUGCUUAGGAAUUGAUUUUUCUAUAUAACUCAUGUUCCAUCUAUUUUAAGACGAAUGUCUGCUCAAUUUUGAAGUGAAAAGUUCAUUUAAGACUGAAUUCUUUUUGGUAUAAAAACUCCGAAUGUUUCGGACAAUGUCUUAUCUAAUUCUUGAAACCUUUUACACAUUCUUCUGGAAUUGCUUUACAUCCAUUUAAAGUUAAAAAUCUUUCGAAAAUUUAGAAUCUUUGAAUGCGAAGAUAUAUAAUUGAUAUUUUAUUCUUCAAAUGUCUUGAAAUGAAUUUUUCCUUGUUAGUUUGUUUAUUGUUAGAAUUCAUUUUAUUUCGUUAUAAAUUGGCAAUUGACGUUUCACUUAGAGUUAGGCAGGAGGUCUGACAUACAAAAAAUGAAAUUAUUUUUUCAUGGUACAGAAUCCUAAUAGAUCAAAUAGAAAAAUCAAAUCAUCUUAGUAAUAUGAAAAAAACUCGUUUGUUUAAAAUUUAACAUCAAAUGUUCAUAGUUUCCACAAUGCCUGUUACCUAAAUUUCGCAUUGUCCCCAUCCCAAGACUGCAGUAACAAUUCUGAAGUUAACAUUACCUCUUAGUAUAAUCUCACCCAUUUUCUCUUUCAAAUUUGGUAUAGUCAGCAGCAUGAAUUGGCUGUGUUAUUAUUGUUUGAAUAUAAUGUUAUCUUUGUAAAUAUUGUAAAUCAUAAGGAAUAAUGAAUAUACCAAAAAUAAAUUAUUAUAGGUUGAAGGAAUUAUCUGACGUGACCAAGGCUGUAGUAGAUAGACUAGUUACGUAAAUUGCUAAAAUCGAAGUUGUUUCUUUAUGGAUUUCAUUUCAUUGUUGAAUGUUUUUAUUCUUCACUAAAGUAACCUAGGAAUCAUAUCUUUAUGUAAUUUCGCCGUCAUUAUAAUAUUUUUUAUUUAUAUAUUUUGUAAAUAAAAGUUGUAAAUUACAA